Schizosaccharomyces octosporus yFS286 is the source of this 3965-nucleotide messenger RNA. Its product is annotated as ATP-dependent RNA helicase Prp22. Gene Ontology annotation, cellular component: intracellular anatomical structure; catalytic step 2 spliceosome. The transcript has 2 exons. Lineage: Eukaryota; Fungi; Ascomycota; Schizosaccharomycetes; Schizosaccharomycetales; Schizosaccharomycetaceae. The coding region runs from base 209 to 3718 and encodes 1169 amino acids. Gene Ontology annotation, biological process: spliceosomal complex disassembly. The record is from RefSeq and is a predicted model, not a curated record. Gene Ontology annotation, molecular function: RNA binding; ATP binding.
UGAACUAAUACACCUGUUUGACUACGUUUUGUCAGUGUCGUUGGUUUACAUUAUAUUAGCAUAACGAAUACCAACGAGUGAAACGCCUACAUGGAAAUUGAAGCAUAUGAGAUUUCCUCUAUUUACACAUUCAUACAGCCUAGAUGUUAUACCAUUUUCCUUCGUUUUACAAUUUUUAAGUCUUAUCUUAAUAUUAUUAAUUGAUCAAAUGGAUGAUUUAGAGGAAUUGGAGUACCUCUCCCUAGUUUCAAAGGUGGCCUCUGAAAUAAAAAAUCAUACUGGUAUCGAUGAUAAAACUCUCUCAGAAUUUGUUAUAAACUUAUAUGAGAAAUCCAAAACUUAUGAUGAAUUUAAAGGAAAUGUUCAAGCAUCGGGAGGAGACUUUGCAGAUUCCUUUUUACAAAACGUUGCUAGAUUGAUUCGCGAAUUACAUCCAAAAUUAAAAGCGACAAGUCAAGUUGAUCGAAAUUCUGGUAAUAAAAAAACCGAGGAGUCUAAUAUAACUUCUGAAGGAGAUAAUACGAAUCGAAAACGGGAGUUGUUUCCUAGUUUAAGUAUUCCUGAUCAUAGGAAUUUUGAAAAUGUUCAAAAAGACAGUGAUUUGAUGGACGAUACCAUGAAUGACUUAAGUCGGUUAUCCAGCUCUUCUCGUUCAAGAAGGUCAGAUAACACUCGAGAUAUAUACAGAGACAGAUCAACAAGUCCGCGUCGGACUUUUCGCGAUGGUGAUAGACACACUUCAGACCGGUAUGUACCUUCUCGUUCGCGAGAUAGUAGUUCUGCUUCUCGGCGUCAUAAAACUAAUACCAUGAAUGGUUUUCCCAAAUUAAACGAAGUAUAUUCUGGAAUUGUUUCGGGUAUCAAGGAUUUUGGUGCCUUUGUGACAUUGGACGGGUUUUCCCGUAGAACAGAUGGUUUGGUCCAUAUAUCUAAUAUAAUGAGUGGUCGGCGCGUUGAGCAUCCCUCUGAAGUGGUUGCCUAUGGGCAACCAGUUUUGGUUAAGGUUAUUCGAGUAGAUGAAGCUAGCAAAAGAAUAGGUCUAUCGAUGAAAGAAGUUGAUCAGAUUACUGGAGAAGACUUGAAGCCGGAAACAGAAGAGAAUGAUUUUUAUCGUGGUACAGGUGCUAAUUCUGUUGGUCUGAAUACAAACGAGAAACAAGCCCAGACAGCUGAUAUUUUUGGCGCUGGUAAGAAUAAUGGAAGAAAACGAUUGACUUCUCCUGAGAUUUGGGAACUACAACAGCUGGCUGCUUCGGGAGCCAUUUCAUCAUCAAAUAUUCCUGGAUUCCAAGAGGAAUUGACUACCUUUAAUAAUCCCGAGCUUAAGCCAGAGGAUGACGAAGAUUUUGAAAUUGAACUACGUGAUGAAGAACCUAGAUUCCUUGCUGGUCAAACAAAACUCUCCCUUAAGCUUUCUCCUAUUAAAGUAGUAAAAGCGCCCGAUGGGUCUUUAUCUCGAGCUGCAAUGCAAGGACAAGUAUUAGCUAGUGAUCGUCGAGAAAUGCGUCAGAAAGAAGCACGGAUGCAAAGUGAAAAGGAGCUUGAAAAACAGGACCUGUCGUUAGUAUGGAAUGAUACAAUGGCGCGUCCUGAAGACAAUAAAUUUGUUCAGGAUAUUCGCAGUUCAGCAGCCCAACAGGUAACGGCUCAAAUUCCAAAUUGGCGACAGCGAUCCGUAAAGGGCCCGGAUGUAUCGUACGGAAGGAAGACGAGUUUAAGCAUGAAAGAGCAGAGAGAGAAUCUUCCUGUCUUUAAACUUCGGAAAGCCUUCUUAGAAGCUGUUUUCAAAAAUCAGGUUCUCGUUUUGUUGGGUGAAACAGGUUCUGGUAAAACCACCCAAAUAACCCAAUAUUUAGCCGAAGAGGGAUAUACCGAUAAUAGGAAAAUAGUUGGCUGUACUCAACCAAGACGUGUAGCUGCUAUGUCAGUGGCGAAGCGUGUUGCUGAAGAAGUUGGUUGCCGGGUUGGAGAAGAAGUUGGUUAUACCAUUCGUUUUGAAGAUAAGACAAGUAGAAUGACUCAAAUUAAAUACAUGACAGAUGGUAUGCUUCAGCGCGAAUGUUUGGUCGAUCCACUCCUGAGGAAGUAUUCUGUAAUCAUUCUUGAUGAAGCACAUGAAAGAACUGUAUCUACCGACGUUUUGUUUGGUUUAUUGAAACAUACAGUAACGAAAAGACCAGAUCUAAAAUUAAUUGUCACGUCUGCUACGUUAGAUGCUGAACGAUUUUCCUCGUAUUUUCACAAAUGCCCUAUAUUCACUAUUCCUGGACGCUCUUAUCCUGUUGAAAUACUAUACGCCAAGCAACCAGAAAGCGACUAUCUUGAUGCAGCCUUACUUACGAUAAUGCAAAUACACUUAACUGAAGGUCCGGGUGACAUUUUGGUAUUUUUGACAGGACAAGAAGAAAUUGACACUAGUUGUGAAAUUCUGCAUGAAAGAACAAAAAUGCUUGGGGAUACUGUACCUGAAUUAGUUAUUCUGCCAGUAUAUUCCGCACUUCCUUCGGAGGUACAAAGUCGUAUUUUCGAACCCGCUCCUCCUGGAGGAAGAAAGGUAGUUAUCGCUACUAAUAUUGCAGAAACUAGUUUAACAAUUGAUGGAAUCUACUAUGUCGUGGAUCCUGGUUUUGUGAAGCAGAGUUGUUUUGAUCCCAAAUUGGGUAUGGAUUCUCUCGUCGUUACGCCGAUUUCACAGGCGCAAGCAAGACAGAGAAGUGGUCGUGCUGGUCGUACGGGUCCAGGAAAGUGCUAUCGGUUGUAUACAGAAAAUGCUUUCCAGAAUGAGAUGUUACCUAGUCCAAUCCCGGAGAUUCAACGUCAAAAUCUUUCUUAUACCAUUCUUAUGCUGAAGGCAAUGGGGAUCAAUGAUUUAUUGAACUUUGAUUUUAUGGAUCCUCCGCCAGCGCAAACGAUGAUUGCCGCAUUACAAAAUUUAUAUGCAUUAUCGGCUCUCGACGACGAGGGAUUGUUAACGACGUUAGGACGGAAAAUGGCAGACUUCCCUAUGGAGCCACAAUUAUCAAAGGUUUUGAUUACAAGUGUUGAACUCGGAUGUUCUGAAGAAAUUUUGACGAUUAUAGCUAUGCUGAGCGCUCCGAACAUCUGGAGUCGGCCAAGAGAGAAACAGCAGGAAGCGGAUAAGCACCGAGCACAAUUUUCGAAUCCAGAAAGUGAUCACUUGACUCUGUUAAACGUAUAUACGGCAUGGAAAACAAACAGAUGCUCUGAUAAUUGGUGUUAUGAGCAUUAUAUUCAAGCACGAGGGCUUCGAAGAGUGGAAGAUGUCCGUAAACAGUUACUACGAUUAAUGGACCGCUAUCAUCAGCCGGUAAUAUCAUGUGGCCGAAAUCGUGAAUUAAUUCUGCGUGCGUUGUGUUCUGGACACUUUACUAAUGUUGCAAAGAGAGACUCACAAGAAGGAUGUUAUCGAACCACUGUGGAGAAUGCGCAAGUGUAUAUGCAUCCCAGUAGUGUUUUAUUUGGAAAACCCGCUGAAUGGGUAAUUUACCAUGAAUUAAUACAAACGACGAAGGAAUACAUGCACACCGUUAGCACGAUUCAUCCCCGAUGGUUGGUAGAGGUAGCUCCGACAUUUUUCAAAUUUGCGAAUCCAAACCAGAUUUCCAAGUCGAAGAAAGGAACAAAAGUUGUACCGCUAUUCAAUCGUUUUGAAAAGGCAGACGAAUGGAGAAUUUCUAAGCAAAGAAGAGGAAAGUAAUUUGAAGGAAAGAUGUAAGAAGGAUGAAGCCUUGAAUGUUUUGAAAUGUUUUUAUGGUCAUCAUGGGUUAUGGGUCAUAAUACUAUGUAUAUAUAAAAAGACAAGGAUCUAUAAACGUAGAUAAAAAUUAAGUUAGAGGAAAGUUUUCUUAUAAUAAUAAUGAUAAAAAAGGUUUUUGGUGGAGAGGGACAGUUUUGCUUUGAUGGAUGCACUGCACUCACUCUAUAGCAAGAGUUUGAAUGAACGG